Messenger RNA from Rasamsonia emersonii CBS 393.64, 1137 nucleotides. Its product is annotated as Oxidative stress protein Svf1. The coding region runs from base 1 to 1137 and encodes 378 amino acids. The record is from RefSeq and is a predicted model, not a curated record. NCBI's taxonomy places the organism in Eukaryota, Fungi, Ascomycota, Eurotiomycetes, Eurotiales, Trichocomaceae. Gene Ontology annotation, cellular component: cytoplasm. The transcript has 5 exons. Gene Ontology annotation, biological process: response to oxidative stress.
AUGAACUGGCUCAAGCAGACUUUGGCAAACGUUGCGGGCACGCAGGAGCCUAUCUAUGGCCCAGAUGCCAUCCAAUCCGUCUCCAGGCAGGCGGAGACCACUCCCUACACGGAGCUCAAGAAGGAGGAUCUCAAAUGGCGGGCUCCUCAGUAUACGUCCGUGGAGACUCAGACCUUCUACGUGAUGGCCGACAAUGGCGGCUUGGCCAUGCUCCAGGUCAUUUACAGCAAUGUUGCAGGCCUCCAUACUACCUGCUCGUUCAACUCUAAGAUCUUUUCCGUUAAUGCCGAUGCCCCGCAUAUCUGGCACACGGACACGCUCUACAACCACCUCUUCGACCCCGACAUGUAUUCCUUUGGCGCCGACAACCUCGCUCUGACCUUGAACGAGGAAGGCACCGCGUACACCAUCAAGUCGGCGGUCAAUGAGGACAGUCUGGUGAACCUGACAUUUACACGGCAAGCACCUGGCCUCGUCAUCGGUAAGGAUGGGACUUCUUAUUUUGGGACUGACCCCGAGAAUCCUUGGGGCUCUAUGCGGCAUGCUUUUUGGCCGCGUUGCUCCGUGGAGGGCACCAUCAUCACCAAGGAAAAGACCUAUGACUUUAAGGGUCGUGGCUUCUUCGUCCAUGCCCUACAAGGCAUGAAGCCCCACCAUGCUGCGGCACGGUGGAACUUUGUCAACUUCCAAACCCCCACAUAUUCGGCGUUUAUGAUGGAAUUUACGACCCCUCCUUCGUACGGCUCGACCGUUGUCAACGUGGGAGGCAUCGUGAAGGACGGAGAGAUCGUCUAUGCCGGUGCAACGAACUCAGCCACCCAUCUGGAAUCUGCUCAGGAUACGGAGAACGACUGGCCGGAGCCCACGUCUGUGAGGUUCGUCUGGGAUGGAAAGACGAAAGACGACAAGGACUUCCAUGCUGAACUCGAGGGGUCGCUUGGGAAGAGGCUCGACCGGGUCGACGUGAUGGCAGAAGUGCCAGGGUUCGUCAAAGCCAUUGUUGGGAGUGUGGCAGGGACUAGGCCUUACAUCUAUCAGUAUUCACCUCAAGAUAAGCUCACUCUUAAGGUGAAAGUCGGCGACACCGAAGAUGCCGAGCAAGGCACCCUGUUUUCCGAGGCCACAUUCAUAUCAUGA